UAUCAGUCCGCCGCCUGGAUAUUUCUUAUCUGAAGGCUGAAGCCCUUGAUUUUGCCGAUGCUUUUGGGGGCUUCCGCUUCGUCUACCGGCCCAUCCUCCGUCCGUCCUCCCUCUCCACCCGCCGCGUUCAUGGCGCUUCCGUCCGCCUCCCUUAGCCGCUUCGAUUUUGGCGGUCACCGAAGAAUCGCAGAGAUUUUUCAUGGAAAUUCCGGUCGGGUGCUCAUCGGAGGAACUAGACAAGCCAAACUGCAUCAGAAUGUCUUCAGAUUCGGCACCCGCUGCCUGCUCAAUGACAAAAUGCCCGGCAGCAGCAAUUCAGCACUCUCAACUGCUUCAACUAUCACAUAUGAUUCAUCAAAAAUUGUUUCCCAUAACCUACAUGAAGCCUUGUCGGACUACAUACAUGGGUUGAUCAUAGCGGAUAUCGACCCUGCUACAGCAAAACUUGCCAUCACAAUAGCAGGGCCCUUCCUCUCGGCCUUUGGGUUCUUAUUCAUUAUUAGGAUUGUCAUGUCUUGGUACCCCAAGCUCCCAGUGAAGAAGUUCCCUUUCGUCGUUGCAUAUGCCCCUACUGAACCAUUUCUUAGCAUAACAAGGAAGGUGAUACCUCCUCUUGGAGGAGUGGACGUCACACCGGUCGUCUGGUUUGGAUUGGUUAGUUUCUUGAACGAAAUAUUAGUAGGACCUCAAGGGUUACUGGUGCUUCUAUCUCAAAAGGUAUAACUCAUUCAUACAUGUAAAGUUGUCUUUUAUCUAAAUUUCUUUCCUAUUUCAUCCAGUUGCUAGUCGAUAUUACACUGAUUAUCCCUUUUUGUUUUAUGAUGAUUCAUAGUGAUGUAAACUAUGGCUAAAAGCUUAAGUUUUUGUCCUUGGCUCACUGUAGUGGAUAUUGAACCCGAAUUUAUUGGUCUUU
Messenger RNA from Zingiber officinale, 913 nucleotides. Its product is annotated as protein COFACTOR ASSEMBLY OF COMPLEX C SUBUNIT B CCB3, chloroplastic-like. The transcript has 3 exons. The coding region runs from base 58 to 723 and encodes 221 amino acids. Lineage: Eukaryota; Viridiplantae; Streptophyta; Magnoliopsida; Zingiberales; Zingiberaceae. Gene Ontology annotation, cellular component: chloroplast thylakoid membrane. The record is from RefSeq and is a predicted model, not a curated record.